CAUGGCAACAUAAGGCAUGGGUCGCCCCUGGCUGGCCCACCCCAGCUCAUGCACGCAGUAGUCACCGUGCUCAGAUCAUCGUCACACUCAUGUUGACUGUUGGCUCAGGUUGAGUGUGUUGUUCUGUGAAUGUCGACACUGGUAACAUGAAGUCAUUGCCAUUCUCUCCAAACUCUCGCCUCUCAUCUGCGCAUCGCGGUUUGAUCUCCAGCGGCCACGGCGUUGGCUCAUGUUCAAGCCAACACGAGAGGCUGCGGGUGAGAUGGACGCUGUCCCCACCCACACAGCGACGUGCGCAUCCGCACCCCUGAUCCUCCGCGAUGCCGCUGUGUCGGGCUUGCCGCCCCCAGCCAGGGUAACUUCAGCCAGGGUGGCAGUGCUGCCGUGGCGGCUGCUGACCCUUGUUCUCGUCUCCAGGCUGCCAUCACUCCUGACGCCAGACUAUCGGAAUCAAUUCUGCUCAAACACACAAGGCGUGUGUGCUUGUUUUCUGUUUCCUCGUCUUACUCGCAGCAAACCCUCGUCUCACUCCCAGUGAACGUGUUGUUUCUUUCCCCUGGCCUCGAAAUCUCGUCAACGCCCAACACUACACUCCCCUAAGCCGAUCGUCAUGGGCAAGCCCAGCAAACAAUCCCCGCUGGGGGGCUCGGGCGAUGCCAUGUCGCUGCACUCGAAUGUGCCUGCCUACCGUGACCGGUCCGUCAGCCCGGCUGGCGCUCCUGGAAGCAGCAGCAACUUCCGCGGCGCCAGCCAUGGCCUGAACGACGACGACGACAUACCGCGGCUCGACGCCGACGAUGACGACCUGCCACCCAUGUACACCGACGUUGCCGAGUCCAACGCCCUGCUGGCGCCUUACCAAACCCCAGCUCCAGCCGUGGACGAUCCCAGCACUACCUUCCCCAUCUUCUCCAUGAACGCGUCCAACAGCAGCGAGAUCUACAUCGACCCGAGGCUCGACGCCUCUCCCGAGUUGCUCGAACGCCACAUCAUAGCGCGGGCCCAGGCGCCCCCAAGGCUGGCGGUGCAGGUCAAGGGCACACACAGAGAGAUGGUUGAGGAGCACGGCAAGAAGGAGCGCAGGAGCGUCAUCGACUUUGACGUGAGCAUCGAUCUGACUCCAUACCUCUACCAUGAUGUCGCCACCCGGCAAUCCUGGAGCGAGCUCGACACGGUCGACAACCUGGAGAAGGCCAAGCGCGGCACCGUGUUCGCCCGCCGCUCCCCAGUCGCCGUUUCGGGGGCCUUUGGCCUCGACGCCGAGAAGCCCUCUCUGCGGGAAUGGGUGCACCGCUACUGCGCCGGCUCCUCCUCCGGGCUCAAGGCUUUUGUGCUGCGCCGCCGCGUCGUCGGCCUCGACCGCGAGUACCUCCGAGAUCGCCUGAUACACCUUGUCAGGACGACAAACUACCAAGGCGACGUCAGCGUCUACUUCCCCUACCAUGGCGAGACUGUUUCGGUGUACAACGAGUGCAGGAUAAACCACUGGCGCGCCACGCGGUGGAUAAGAGUCGUCUGCUACGUCACCCUCACAUUCCUCCUCGCCUGGCCCUACCUCUUCUUCAGAACCAAGAGGUUCGAAACCGUGUUCGCCACAUGGCAUUUCUCGAGGCCGGGUUCGCAUGCGAAUGCGAAGGAAUACGUGUCUCUAAGUGAGGAACAACUCUUUGGUCUAUGGGCCUCGGCCAUCCACACAGCCGUGCUCCAUAAGAGGCAAUGUCUACUCGACCAGCAGGACCUAGUCAACUCGCAGCGGGCAGGCCCCGUGACGACAGGGAACGCGGCGGUCGACACGGGGGUGAACUUCGUGAUGGCCGGGAUCCGUGCCAUGAACGAGGUCAACCGUCAGAUGGGCUGGGGAUACGACCGUUGAUUUUCUUGUCGCCAUGUCUGGGGAAUAUCAGUGAGACUACUGCAAUUUUUCCUUGCUUCGAGUGGCCCAAUGAUCCGGGUCAGACCUACAGUUCCAUGUUGUUACACUCGCAAUUUUGAGAGAAUGAUUCAUGUAUAGGUUGGUGGUCAGACUUGCAUUGAAAAGAUGAUUAUUCAGCUAUAUUUCAGGCCCGGGAAUUUCACGCAGCAUUUUCCACAUCGACAUGGUACAUUCCAGCCACCCCAUGUAUCCGUCUAUAUCAUGAACCGUUACCCUCAUAAUCAGACACUGGAACCAAUCGUUGCUAAUACAUGAUAGGCCCCCCCUUCGCAAUUAUAUCAGCUAGCGUGGCGUAGCCCAGGAUUUUUUGCGCAAUAGUCAACGUUCCCAGUCUGGUAAUUGUUGCCCCCUGUUUGCGUGGAAGCGCUCCUAGUCAGAAUACAGAUCUCCAGUUGUCGUCAAAGCCAGGAGGGAGCUUGUCAAACUUACAGUACGGUGGGAAUACGACUGCUCGACCGCUUGCGCCCUGGACAGCAAAGGUGGUGAUGAAGACAAGGAGGUCGGUUCCGCCGCUGAUGGCAGCCGCGAGGAUGUAGUUCUGCGGUGAAUGGGCAUGUUGGUCAGCCGAUGCUUCGAGCCCCUCUUGACAAACUCGCCAUUAUUUUCUUCUUGUUUACUCACGUAUUUAAGGAACCACUUUGGAUACCGCUUCCGCACCCAGAGCUGGACGACAAAGGCGAGGACAAAGUGCAUGAGGACGCUGGAGUUGAUGCCGGCGCUCAGGUAGCCCAGGAAGUAGCUUAUGGCGGGCGUCACUACGUAGUCGAAGCCGGCCU
Messenger RNA from Gaeumannomyces tritici R3-111a-1, 2709 nucleotides. RefSeq lists its product as hypothetical. NCBI's taxonomy places the organism in Eukaryota, Fungi, Ascomycota, Sordariomycetes, Magnaporthales, Magnaporthaceae. The record is from RefSeq and is a predicted model, not a curated record. The coding region runs from base 611 to 1873 and encodes 420 amino acids. The transcript has a single exon.